Messenger RNA from Pipra filicauda (Wire-tailed manakin), 4999 nucleotides. RefSeq names its product rabphilin 3A (gene RPH3A). Gene Ontology annotation, biological process: intracellular protein transport. The record is from RefSeq and is a predicted model, not a curated record. Lineage: Eukaryota; Metazoa; Chordata; Aves; Passeriformes; Pipridae. Gene Ontology annotation, molecular function: small GTPase binding. The coding region runs from base 376 to 2466 and encodes 696 amino acids. Gene Ontology annotation, cellular component: membrane. The transcript is spliced from 22 exons.
AGUGCUGCCGCCGGAGCCGCGCAGCGCCAGCCCGGCCGUGCGCGGGGAGCGGCCCCGGCACCCCGGGACCCUGGCCCAGACUUGCCUUGGCGCUGCCCUGGCUCCCCAGGAGAGCCAAAAAACGUGCCGAAUGGGGGAAAAGCCCGUUUGUCGAGUGGAGCACCCUUUGCAGCGAGGGUGAAACCCAGGAGCCCAUUGCAGGACUCUGCUGCGCCUCCGUGGCCGCGUGCCUGGCUGAAAACUCUGGGUUGCCGUCAUUGGCAUCGCUGCUGUCUGCAAGUGAGGUGACUGACUUGCCCAGUGUGCGACGUUGGUGCUUUUCAUCAGGGCACUGGUGUCCCUGAAGUCAGUCCCCGAGUGCCCCGGGAGCGGGCGAUGACCGACGCCGUGGUGGGUGGCAGCUCCGACCGGUGGAUGUGCCCCAGCGACAGGACCAUGUCUGUCCGAGCCAGCAGCGAGAAGGAGCAGCUCCCCUCCGGCUGGGGCGGCCAAGCCGACCGGCAGCGCAAGGGCGAGGAGCUGACGGAUGAGGAGAAGGAGAUCAUCAACAGGGUCAUCGCCCGCGCCGAGAAGAUGGAGGAGAUGGAGCAGGAGCGCAUCGGGAGGCUGAUGACCAGGCUGGAGGACAUGCGCCGGAGCGUGCUGGGGGACGGGGUGAACCGCUGCAUCCUGUGUGGGGAGCAGCUGGGGCCACGUGGGUCCGCCUGUGUCGUGUGUGAGGACUGCAAGAAGAACGUCUGCACCAAGUGCGGGGUGCAGACCACCAACAACCGGCCCCACGCCAUCUGGCUCUGCAAGAUCUGCAGUGAGCAGCGGGAGGUGUGGAAGCGCUCUGGUGCCUGGUUCUUCAAGGGUUUGCCCAAGCAGAUGUUGCCCCAGCCGAUGCCCGUCAGCAAGAACAAGGGACCCCAAGCCCCGAGCGAGCCCAGCCCGGCAGAACCGCCCACCCCAGACCCCAAAGUGUCCUCCCGGGCACCCACCCGAGGCCAGGCGGAGGCCGGGCCCCCCCCAGCCGAGCCGGACGCCGAGGGCAGCGACACGACGGCAUCCCCCAGGGGGAGCCGCAGGCCGGCCGAGGGCCGGGCGGGUCCGUGUGGCAGCGAGGACACCGGUGGGGACACCGAGAGCCGGGACUACGGUGCCGAGAGCGGGGUCAGCAGGAGCCCUGGUGUGAAGAGAACCAACUCCGUUCAAGCCUCACGGCCGCCCCCACCAGCCACUGCCGGACCCGCUGCGGGUCCCGCUCCGGCGGCAGCACCGGCAGCGCCGCCGGCAGCAGCGAGGCCGGGCCCCGGGGCGGGUGGGCGGUUCCCGGAGAGACAAGCGAGCCCACCGCUGGGACCCUCAGAGCCGGCCCGCGCUGCCGCCAGGGAGGAGCGAGGAGGGGGCUACGCUGCACCCCCCGCCAGGGAGGAGAGGCCGGCCUGGCAGCCCCCCGCCUUCCAGCAGCCCCCCGCCGCCACACCCGCAUCCGCAGCCCCGCAGCGGCAGCAGCAGCAGCAGCAGCCCCAGGAGGAGGAGGAAGAUGCCAACAGCUAUGACUCUGAUGAAGGCACCACGCUGGGAGCUCUGGAGUUCAGCCUGCUCUACGACCAGGAGAACAGCUCCCUGCACUGCACCCUCAUCAAGGCCAAGGGCUUAAAACCGAUGGACUCCAAUGGCCUGGCUGAUCCCUACGUGAAACUGCACCUCCUACCUGGAGCCAGCAAGUCAAACAAGCUGAGGACGAAGACGCUGCGCAACACCCGCAACCCCGUGUGGAACGAGACCCUGGUGUACCACGGCAUCACGGAUGAGGACAUGCAGAGGAAAACCCUCAGGAUCUCAGUGUGUGAUGAAGACAAAUUUGGCCACAACGAGUUUAUUGGAGAAACUCGAGUUUCCUUGAAAAAACUCAAAGCGAAUCAGAAAAAGAACUUCAACAUUUGCCUGGAGAGAGUAAUACCAACAAAACGUGCUGGAACAACCGGUGCAUCCCGUGGGAUGGCUCUGUAUGAAGAGGAGGUAGAUCGUGGUGGGGACGUGGAGGAGCGUGGGAAGAUCCUGGUGUCCCUCAUGUACAGCACCCAGCAGGGCGGGCUCAUCGUGGGCAUCGUGCGCUGCGUGCACUUGGCAGCCAUGGACGCCAACGGGUACUCGGACCCCUUCGUGAAGCUUUGGCUGAAACCUGAUAUGGGAAAAAAGGCCAAGCACAAGACACAGAUUAAGAAGAAAACGUUGAAUCCUGAGUUUAACGAGGAGUUCUUCUAUGACAUAAAACACAGUGAUCUGGCCAAGAAGUCACUGGACAUUUCAGUCUGGGAUUACGACAUCGGAAAAUCCAAUGACUACAUUGGCGGUUGCCAGCUCGGCAUUACGGCCAAGGGCGAGCGCUUGAAACACUGGUAUGAAUGUUUGAAGAACAAGGACAAGAAGAUUGAGCGCUGGCACACCCUCCAAAACGAGAACCACGUUGCCAGUGAUUAAAGGGAGCUGCUGCCCCACGCUCCCCAACAGCCCAUCCUCUGCCAAGCCCUUGUAGAUCUCUGAUGUCCGUCUUCCAGCGCAGUCAUGCCUUGCUACAGCCUCCAAUCCUAGGGCAGUGAUGCUCUUCUGCCUCCUCUGAGCAUCCUCCGUCCUCACCUCCACCUGAAAACCAACCCAGACCUUUCAUAUUCUCUUCCUCUGUUUAUUUUUUGUUUUGGGAGGGAGGUCAUUGAGUUCCCCUGGUGUGUAAUUUUGUCAAGCAAUAGUUCCCUCCUGACUGUUCCUCUCUCUCACUGGUCUCACACGCCCUGUGAUAGCGUUCCCGUUGUGUGUCCGAUGCUCUGUGUUCCUCCAGCCUCUGCUCCUCUGGCUCAUCCCAUUGCCACUGGCUUGUGGCUCUGGUAUCUCCCAGUGGGAUGUGCAGCCACCAGUCCGGCCGUGCUCCUGUCAGGCACUGGGGUGUGGAGUGCUGGUGUUGGAGCAUCGGCCUGUUCUGCUUCUGUGAUAUCGAUACCUCAGUUGCAAUAAUGAAAAAGCUCUUUGGCUUUGGUGUGGGUCGUCACCGUCUCCUGGUGUCUGUGUUGUCAUGAUUAGGCCAAAGCCUGUGUCACUGAUGUAAUCCUGCGAGUCCUGCUUGAGCUUUACUUCUGGUUUGGUCCACUUGAGCAAUAUUGUGGCACAUCCUUUGCUGAGAAGAUCCACCAAUAACACAAUAACAGUUAUGAGGAAUAGGGAGCUCUGUGCUCGCAGGGAAGCAGGUUUGGGUUGGUUCAUGUGGUUCCUUUUGCCUGAGGAACUCACACGCUGUUGCUGUAGGAGCCCACCCGUGUUUCAAGGUUGUGACUACCUCCUCUUCACCUCUGAGCUGUGUAGUAGUGACUGAGCCCUGAGGGCAGUCCCUGGGCCCCCUCAGACCACCCCUCCUGCUGCCGAGCGUUUGCCGUGCCAUGCUCAGGAGGGAAGCUGAGGGAGAUGGCACUUCCCACCAAGUAGCUGUGUGCAAGGAUUAUUGCUUUGAAUUGCUUCAAAACACCACAACUACUGAAAUUAGCUGGGAUGUUUAGAGGUCUUCCAAACUUUGGUUGUUUUGGUUUUGUUUUGUUUUGUUUCCGAUUCUGCACAAGAACCACUGUCUUCAACCUGCGCUUUAGUUAUCUCCUGGAGCUGUUCAAUCUGUCCUCGAUAGCAGGAGAGCAAAGACAUUCUCAGACUGAUGCUGGUCAGGUUUGGUAUCAUUUGCUGGCUCUGGAUAACCUCAAGCAUAGUUGAUAGUAGCACAAUAAGCACUAUGGAAUAUAUUGUCAGUGGGCUACACACUGAGCAUGUUGUAUGAAACCUCAACCCUUUCAGUCCAUGACUCCCCGUGCACCCGCUGCUGCAGUCGACUGGGGAGCUGUCCUGUGGCCUGGGCAGCUCUUUCCUUUGAGUUGGAUGAGUUGUUUUCUUGAUAUUUUCUUUAAAUAGUCUUUUUCCCCCAGCAGAACUUCCUCUGAAUGCUGACACUCUGUGACUGUCCCUGUAGCUCUGUGCCAAGUAAUGUCACCAGCUCUGGGUGACGCGAACCCCCAUGUGUGGAGUGAUGCUGCUGCUGCAGAGCAACCCUGCCCCAGCCCAGCCCAGGGUCUACACAUCCAAGGAGGUCUGUGUUGCCUCCCACAGCCCCCAUGCUCCCCAUCCUUGGACCACCAGGUGGGGAAAACCAACCUAAACCACCCUGUGCAUCCUCUGCUUUGUCCGGCCUGAGCUGGGAGACCUCUUCCAUCACCCCAGACUCAUCCUAUGGUACAGAGUGUAAUGGAAGAGGAUACUUGAAAAUUUUGCCCUUCUUUCAUGGAGUUCUUGACUCUGUGCCAGCAAGAAUGAGAUCUCUGAACCAUACUGUCCACAACCCAGACUGAAAUGACCCUAUUCUUUGGGAUGGUUUCCCUCUUUGUCCUGUGCUGAAAUCUCACUGCUCUGCCCAGCUGGUUCAGCUGGGGGAUGGUUGGACUCCAGGAUCAAUUAUUCUGUGCUGCCCUAUCCUUCCCUGCUCAUCUCAGAGCAGUAGUUGGGCCCAGAGCUAUGCUGGGGAAAUGGGUAACUUUAAAAAACAUUAUUUAAGGAAUUCCUCAGUGUCCCCCAGCCCUGCAGCAGCCCAACCUCCUUUGUAUGUGCAGAACAACUCAAUUAAGGUUGCCAUUACCCCAUCCUGUAUUGCCAUUCUCUGUCCAGCCUGCUUUCCCUUUGAACAAAGGAUACUCAAAUCAUCUUUUUACACUCACAAAAAUCAAGUGCAACUUGCCAAUCUCCUCAGUAUUGUGCAAACCAUGGUCCUGGUCUCUGCCACCUUCUUCUCAGUUUUUCUGAUGGUAAUUUCUGCCCUGAAUGACUUCUUUUCGUUGUAAAUAAAGCAUGCACAUCUGGAUUGGGAAUGGUGAAAAACAACAACAAAAAAAAUAAAAAUAAAAGCCUCUUCUACUGCUGUUUGCAUUCAAAGUCGCAUGCAGUGAUUUUACAGCAAAAUAUCAGUUUACAACUAUUAAGAGAAAAACAA